Molecule: messenger RNA, 723 nt
Organism: Trichomonas vaginalis G3
Lineage: Eukaryota; Parabasalia; Trichomonadida; Trichomonadidae
Exons: 1
Coding region: 1-723 (240 amino acids)
Source: RefSeq, a predicted model, not a curated record
AUGAAAGAAAGUUCAGACAAACUUUAUUCUAUCAAUCAAAAAUUACAAUCACAAGUUUCUUUCAACGAACAUCGAUAUGCCGAACAAAGUUCAUUCAUCGAAGAUCUUAAAUAUCGUGUUAUUUCACUUGAAGAAUCAAUCAACAGAUCUAAACAACUUGAAUCUAUUGUUUGUGAACGCGAUUCAACAAUUUCAACAUUACGUGAUCAACUAUCGAAAAGCGAAAAUAAAUGUCAAUCUAUCACAGAUGCAUUACAACAUGCACAAGAACAAUUAGAAACAUCACGUGUAUAUGACAAAGAAAUUGAAACACUUCGUUCACAACAUAAUUCAUUAUUGAAACGAGCCGAAGAAGCAGAACAAUGUUUGAGACGAUAUGAAGAAGAACUUCAAUAUAAGAAAGAAGAAUAUACACAAUCUAUGAUUAAACAAAGUUCCACUAUUGAAGAAUUACAAAAUCAACUUAUUUCUAGUCAUCGCGAUUUUGAUCUUGCUAUUGAACGUCAAAAGAAGUCAGCAUCAGAAGCAGAAGAAGCACGAAUAUUUGCCGAAGACCUUGAACGAUCAUUCAAUAAUUUACAACGCACAGUUCUUCGAAUUCAAGACAAAAUUUCUUCACACAAUUCACCAAAUCCAUCUCCAUCCAAAAGAGUUUCAUUCCCUGGAACAUCACUAUCAUUAUCAACAUAUUCUGAUUCUGAUUCCAAUCCUCAAGAAAAUUAA